UGCUGCCUUAAAUGGCCGACGUCGAUCCGUAUGCGUCUCGUCCACCCUGUCUCCAUAAAAGGACGCACUCGAUGUUAUUUUUAAGUGCACUCGACAAUCCCUAUAAAAACGACGCGAAGCGUCACUAGCGCACUCGCUGAUUAAGUCGCUAAGCGUCGAGUCCUUUUAACUUUCUAUAGAGUCGCAGUAACACCACAAAACCUACAAAAUGUGUGACGAUGAUGUAGCGGCUCUGGUCAUCGACAAUGGCUCAGGAAUGUGCAAAGCCGGUUUCGCAGGAGAUGACGCUCCACGUGCCGUCUUCCCGUCCAUCGUUGGUCGCCCCAGACACCAGGGUGUCAUGGUGGGUAUGGGUCAGAAGGAUUCUUAUGUAGGAGACGAAGCGCAAAGCAAGAGAGGUAUUCUCACAUUGAAAUAUCCCAUCGAACACGGCAUCAUCACUAAUUGGGACGACAUGGAGAAGAUUUGGCAUCACACCUUUUACAAUGAACUCAGAGUUGCGCCGGAGGAACAUCCCAUUUUGCUUACUGAAGCUCCUCUUAAUCCCAAGGCUAACAGAGAAAAGAUGACCCAAAUCAUGUUUGAAACAUUCAACACACCAGCCAUGUAUGUAGCCAUUCAAGCCGUACUGUCACUGUACGCUUCCGGUCGUACCACCGGUAUUGUACUCGACUCAGGAGACGGUGUAUCCCACACAGUACCCAUCUAUGAAGGUUACGCCCUUCCCCACGCUAUUCUGCGUCUGGACUUGGCCGGUAGAGACUUAACUGACUACCUUAUGAAGAUUCUCACCGAAAGAGGUUACUCAUUCACCACCACUGCCGAAAGAGAAAUCGUAAGAGACAUCAAAGAGAAACUUUGCUAUGUUGCUUUGGACUUUGAGCAAGAAAUGGCAACCGCUGCUAGCUCUACUUCCUUGGAAAAGUCUUACGAACUGCCUGAUGGUCAGGUUAUUACCAUUGGUAAUGAGAGGUUCCGUUGUCCCGAAGCUUUGUUCCAACCUUCCUUCUUGGGUAUGGAAUCUUGCGGUAUUCAUGAAACUGUCUACAACUCCAUCAUGAAGUGUGAUGUAGAUAUUCGUAAGGACUUGUACGCCAACACUGUACUCUCUGGUGGUACCACCAUGUACCCAGGUAUUGCUGAUCGUAUGCAAAAGGAAAUCACCGCUUUAGCCCCAUCAACAAUCAAAAUCAAGAUCAUCGCUCCCCCAGAAAGAAAAUACUCCGUUUGGAUCGGUGGUUCCAUCUUGGCCUCACUCUCCACCUUCCAACAGAUGUGGAUCUCCAAACAAGAAUACGACGAAUCCGGCCCUGGAAUCGUCCACCAUGUACCUGUUCAGAUUAAAUUUUUUACAUCUCGAUUUGAAAUGAGAUGUUCGUUUCAUGCCAGAAAGUUUAAAGUUUCACAAUUCAGAAUUAAAAAUAUAGAAACAUGGAAAAAUAAAAAGGGGCCAUUUAGAUCACUUGGAGAAAUAUUGGAAGUGGAAGGAUUAGGUGAAAAAUUACUGCAGAAGUUAUGUGAGGAUAUUGUUAAUGAAAAAACUACUGAUCUGUCAAGUGUAAAUAUAAGCAAUGGAAAAAUAGGAAGAUUCAAGCAUUUAAAUCUUAGUUCAGGAGUUGGGGUACACCUUAGCCCAACAGGCAUAAGUUGGGCAAAAUUAAAUAGAGAAGAAAAUAGAUUAGUUAAUUGGAAUUUUGAAGUGUUUACUUCCUUACCAAAAAAGAUGUCAUUAGAUGAAACUUUUGCUCAGAGCAUCGACAUAAUCAAGAAAAUCCCUCCCGGUGAUGUAUACAUCUUUGAGACCAAUCCCUCAUUGAGCCCCCAGAGUCAAACUCAAUUUUCUGCAGUCUCUGCUUAUACCCAACAACUGGAGUUAAAUGCAAUGCUGUUGACACUUUUAAAUACUAGUGUCACUCACAAUGCCACCUUACAGAAUCCAAAGGAUGAUGCAUCUCAAAAACAAAUAGAAAAUAGAGUAUUCUAUCUCAAAUCUAGAAUACCAGCAAGAUUAUUUAAUACACUGGUAGGUCAAGAGAAAGUAUCUGCCAUAACAAUAAUUGAAGAGUUAUUGAAAAAUGGAGAUGGACCCGGUUCAUCUCUACCAACCACGCCAGUUACAGUAGAGCAAAGGUUAAAAAUCUCAUUUAAUUCACAACCACCUGCCAAAAAGGAAUUACUAGGACAAGCGUUAAUGUUAAUUAUAAGUUUUAUGGACCUGUGUGUUUAUAAAAAUCCUGUUUCUAUAGCUGCUAUGAAUAUGACUAGAAAAAAGAAAUAAAACAAUAUUAUUAGUUUUAUUAAACAACUGCUUGUAAUGUGAAGUACCCAGUGUUUUAUUAAGCACUAUGGGUGUCCUUUUAUCUAACUGUUGUAGCAAAGUUGGGAUCGGUGCGAUGUCAUCCUGUUUUUUUACCAAUCUAUAAAUGAUGAACUAACAAUGUUAUCUUUUUAUUCAACAUUGCUACAUAAUUAAAAUAAAGUUAUAAACCCAAAUUUUAAUCAACAUUCAGUACACCAAACUGUCAACUGUUAUUUAUGUUAAUGAUUAACUGCAAAUAAAACGAAUUCAACGUCGCAUAGGUGAAACACCGAUUCCAUCAAAUUAAUGAAAAAAGGACAUACGAAUUGUUAGAAAAAUAAGUCCGAAUAUUUACAAAAGUGUCUAGAAAUGUGAACGUUUGAAGAAAUGUGAAAAAUGACAAAUAUUUCUUCAACUAAUGCCAUGAUUUUUAUCUGUAUUUAAAUUAAGAAUUAAUUCUAAAUUUCAAACUAAUGUAUUAACUUUUAUUGUAAUAAAAAAUCUAUUACUAA
Messenger RNA from Psylliodes chrysocephalus, 2811 nucleotides. The record is from the annotation of a GenBank genome assembly. Lineage: Eukaryota; Metazoa; Arthropoda; Insecta; Coleoptera; Chrysomelidae.